Leptosomus discolor (cuckoo roller) is the source of this 579-nucleotide messenger RNA. Lineage: Eukaryota; Metazoa; Chordata; Aves; Leptosomiformes; Leptosomidae. The record is from RefSeq and is a predicted model, not a curated record.
AUGUACAGUGGAAUUCUCUUCUUGUCACUCGUUGGCUUCCUCCCACUCGUGAUACCCACAUGUCCUGUGCCAUGCAAAUGUGCCACCAACAUUAUCGACUGCACGUCAAAAGGCCUUACUGUAGCAAAACUACCAGUUGCUUUCCGCCCUUCGGCUGAAAUUAUCCACCUUGCUUACAACCAGCUCACCUCUAUUCCCAAUGGGCUCUUUGACAACCUAAGGAGCCUCCAGGUAGUUUACCUGCAGGGCAACCCCUGGGAAUGCAACUGUGACAUCCUCUACUUGCGCUCCUGGCUCCAGUGGCAGCAGAACCGGACCUUAUACAGGGAUGUGAGAUGCACCUCCCCAGCUCACCUGCAGGACCGGAUCAUUGCCUAUCUCACAGAAGACGAGAUCAUGUCCACAUGCCAGUACUGGUACUGCAGCCUGGCUUUUCUCUCUCAGCUCUGUCUCUUCAUCCUCCUUUUCCUCCAGGGUAUCUUGGUUAUUUUCAUCAUAGUCUACCUGCAGAAAUUUCGGAGAAUGACCGCUGAAGCGCGGAGCACCACCCAAGAUCUACAACAGCAUGUAGACACCUGA